UCCCCCACUCGGCAGCGUCUGUGGCGGUUCUCAGUGUCUCGCUUGGCCCACACCACGCAGCUCCUCCGACCGCCAGCCCUUCCCGCCGCGACCAGAGAAUCCACGACGAGUGUCCGCGCACAACCCAGGGCAGGAACGUAAAGUGUCAGCGUUGGAGCGAGUGAGGCCGAUUUGCAUAUCCACUCCCACUCCUUCCUCAUUUGCAUACAGCAAGAAAAUGGCGAGCGGGCAUCCCACAGACAAAUUCAGUUUCAUGUAUCAACCAGACACGCACAAGAGCAAAAACAGGUUGUCUUCAGCCAUGAAUCCUGUCUACAGCCCUGUCCAGCCUGGCGCCCCCUACGGAAACCCCAAAAACAUGGCUUUUGCAGGCUAUCCGGGGGGUUAUCCGACCACGGCACCCACAUAUACGCCAAACCUCUAUCAAACAGGAAGUCCUGGGUAUCCACCUGGAUACACUGCAGCGGGCACCCCUUACAAGGUGCCCCCGACCCAGUCUAAUGGAGCCCCUCCUCCCUACACUCCCACCCCUACCCCGUACCCGACGGCUAUGUACCCCAUCCGCAGUGCCUACCCACAGCAGAACUUGUACACGCAGGGUGCGUACUACACUCAGCCCGUGUACGCAGCUCAGCCGCACGUGAUCCACCACACCACCGUGGUGCAGCCAAACAGCAUUCCCUCCACAGCCCUCUACCCGGCCCCGGUCCCAGUACCUGCUCCUCGCAACAACGGCAUGGCUGCCAUGGGGAUGGUGGCUGGGACAACCAUGGCCAUGAGUGCAGGGACCCUGCUGACAACGCCUCAGCACGCCCAAAUCGGCGCGCACCCCGUGACCGUGCCCACCUACAGGCCCCAGGGCACCCCCGGGUACAGCUACGUGCCACCCCACUGGUAGAGCCCACCCACUAAUAUCUGGAGUCCACCGUCAUAUGCAACUGCUCCCGGUAACCAUGGGAACUCUGCACCCCGUCUGCAGAACAAAACCUAAAGUGCAACAGCCACUUUAAUAUCACUCUUAACAUUUUUACAAAAGCUGCUUUUAUUUUUUUCUAUUUUUUUCCCCUCUCUCUCUCUCUUUUUUCUGUUCAUUUGCCAACCGGUCAUUACCUUCUUUUUAUUUUUAGGACUUUUUUCUUUCCUCCCGCUUCUUUCUUUUCUUAUCUUUCAUUGGAACUCCAGAAGGACGCCUGACCAAUUCCGGGUGUUGGUCAGUCCUGUGUGUGUGUUAAAGUGUGUGUGUGCGCGUGUGUGUGUGUGUGUGUGUGUGUGUGUGAGGUUCCUGCCUGCUGCUCAGUCGGCCGGAAAGUAUCGUGCACUUAUUCCUCAACAUCAUCUCCAUUAGUCCUUGCAAAGACUUACUGACUUAUGCUGCCAAAAUUUUCAAACAGCACAGUUUUAAUCACCAAUUUUUUUGUAUUUAGUUUCAUGCAGGUUGCUGUUUUUUUUAAGUGUUUCCUUUGUCUUGUUUCACAUUUUCAUUUCACUUUGAAUCCUACCUAUCUGGUCUUCCAGCACCUCACCUUCUUUCCGUUUCCUGGCGUGUGUUCUAUAUCUCAGCCGUGCACUUAGCGCACAAGUAGGCAGGACGCCACAUACUACGCGGGCUAGUAUGUCGUGACACUGCCUGCUUCUUCUUCGUUUUUUUUUUUUUUUAAUGUAUUAAUCGUCGGUCAACGCGUUGGGUUAGAACACUCCCAGUGACGUGUCGUCUCACGCAGGGGCUCCUGUGGUGGGCAUAAACAGGACCGCCUUGUGGCACUUACUCCACAGAAGUUACCGCAAAAAUCCACGUUUCGUAGGCGUAGAAGGCGGGGAAAAGGGAGUUGUCAAGGGAUCGUGCUGGAAGUGAACACGUCGGGCUGCGUGCGCCCAGGCGAGAACCAAUAACCGAGCUCUUCCCGCGGGAAAAAAAAAAUGCACAGUUUAUGCCAAACCAGCCGCACAAAA
Molecule: messenger RNA, 1950 nt
Organism: Nerophis ophidion (straightnose pipefish)
Lineage: Eukaryota; Metazoa; Chordata; Actinopteri; Syngnathiformes; Syngnathidae
Gene: fam168a
Product: family with sequence similarity 168 member A
Exons: 8
Coding region: 218-898 (226 amino acids)
Biological process (GO): positive regulation of base-excision repair
Source: RefSeq, a predicted model, not a curated record